Messenger RNA from Adineta steineri, 1560 nucleotides. Lineage: Eukaryota; Metazoa; Rotifera; Eurotatoria; Adinetida; Adinetidae. The record is from the annotation of a GenBank genome assembly.
AUGAAAUUUGAAUUAUUACCAAAUGAAAUUUUACUUGAUUACUUUGGAUAUUUCAAUGCAUUGGAUCUCUUUUAUGCCUAUGAUGGAUUAAAUUAUCGUUUAAACAAAUUAAUUCGAACUUUACCAUUACAUCUUAAUUUUCAAUAUGCAAAUAAAUCAAAAUUUAUUGAAUUUUGUCGAACAAUGUCAUUAAAUGAGGAACUGAAGAAUCGAAUCUAUUCAUUACAUUUAUCAAAUCAAGAAAUAGAUUUUCAAAUCGAAGCAUUCCUUUCAUUUUUUUCACUUAAUCAAUUCACUAAUCUUCAAUCAUUGUCUAUAACCGAAAUUAAUUUCACUGAUAGUACAAAAAUAAUAUUCAUGUUAUCAUCAAUAUCAAAACUACAAACAUUAUCAAUUAUUUCUUCACCUUUUCUAUUCAAUGCCAUUAAUGAAACAUUAUUCAUUAAAAAUCUAACAAUUUCUUAUUGUUUUUUAACUAAAUUAUAUCAAUUAUUACAACAUAUGCCUAUAUUAAAAUAUUUAAAUAUUCAAUGUCUUAAUGAUGACGGAUAUUCAUAUGAUACAAACAGAUUAAAUGAUACUCCAUGUGCCAUUCAUUUAAAAGAAUUAAUUAUCGAAAAUUUACAAUGCAGACUUAUGAAUUUCGAAAUAUUUGUAAAAGAAAUACCAAAUUUACAAAUUUUAACAAUAUCUGCAAGAAAUAACAAUGAUAUGUUUGAUGCUAAUCUAUGGGAACAGUUGAUAAGAAUUCUAUUAGCUCAUUUAAUUACUUUCAAUUUUAAUUUUGGUUGUAUUUAUAAAGAUCAUUACAAUAUUAUACUUAACAAAUUUCAAACUAAUUUUUGGCGAAAACAAUAUAAGUGUUUUACUGAAUAUAUGGCUGAUAAAAAAUCAAUAUUUAUUUACACAACACCUUACAUAUCAAAUAAAUUUAGAUUAACAUCAAGUACAACAAGAUAUAAUAAUACUAUCAUUGAUAAGUCUGAUGAAUCUGAUGAUCGAAUCAUAAUCAAGAAACUAAGAAAAUCUUCAACGGAUCAGCAAGUCAAUAUAGGAGGAUAUCAAUAUAUAACUACAGGACAUACACAGAUAAUAUCGGUUUUAGAUAUACGAAGUCCAACAAAUAGAAAAUUGAAGAAAAGAAAGAGAAUAGAAAAUAACGAUUAUAAUAAAAUCGACAUUUUCAAAAAUGUAACAGAUUUAACACUACAUUUGGAUAUAUUAACAAAAGAAUGUUCAUAUUACUUUGCAAAUGUUACAUCAUUAAGAUUAGUUCCAUCGGAAAAAUUAGAACAUCGUACUCUUACAAAUCAACAUAUUCGAAUUUUAAAGACAAUUAUAAAUUUAUUUAAUUUAAAACAGUUAAAUAUUGGACGAAUAUAUGGAAUAGAAAAUUCAUUAGUCUUAUUAGAAAUAUUAAAACAAUCACCAAAAUUAUCGUCAAUAGAAUUUAUUCCAAAAGCUAUUAUACAAUUAUUUAAUAAUGGUGAAUUAUCCGCCGCCGCUGCCGUCGAUAGGCGAAAAAAUUUGAUCUUUUUAGCCGCUGCCGCCGCCGAUUAA